UUUUACACAAACAAUUCUUUCAACUAAAUCUGGCAGUGUCCCAUAAACUUGGAUCAUUUUCGCUUCUUUUUUAUUGCCGGUCUGGUUACUUGUUCAUAGGAUCUUUUGCUCAUUUGCGCAUUCUCUUUUCUAUUUGAUAAAUGUCUUCAUCAAAUCUACAACUUGUAGUGUUUAUCGAUUGCUUCUGAAAUAUAAUUUGUCUUCUUUUUUGUUCUGCAACAACCAACCAGUAUACAUAUUUCUAUUAAUCUCUGUUUUGGUAGCAACUUGGAGAACGACAACCUCUCAGCUUCAAUUCCCUCUGUCACUAAGUUGUCACCCCAUCUGAUACACCCUGAAGAAAGAGUGAUGAAGUGAAACUCAGAAAGUUUCUGUUUCUCUCUGGUUUGUGGGCAUGGUUGAGAAAGAGAUGGAAGAUCCCUCUCUUGAAGUGAUCCAGAAAUGGAUAAAAGGCCUGUCAGAUGGGACUAAAGGUCAACAGUUAGAGACUUCCACCACAAAGGGUAUCCGGCUAGUAAAGGCACACAAAGGUUUCAUCCUUUGUGACUUGAUCAUACACAGUGGCUUGUUGGAUGAAAAUGGAAAUUGGCAUGCCAGUGCCAUAACAACAUUAGUUGACAUGCUUGCAAGUUUUGCCUCCUACUCCAUUACCUCGUGUCACCAGGUUACUCUUGAUUUAAGUAUCUCAUUCUACUCAACGGCAAAGGUUCAGGAAGAGGUUGAAGUGGAGGCAAAGGUUAUAAGAAAGAAGGAUGAGUUGAUUUCUGUGAUUGUGGAAGUCAGGAAAAAGCAUAAUGGAGAAUUGGUUGCUCUUGGAAAGCUGUGGAUGGUAGCUAGAAAGAAUCCAAAACACCCAGCAAGUAAACUCUAACUACUCCGGUGUUUUAUUACUAGGAUCCCAGACGAGUAAAUUCAGUGCUUCCUCUACAUUAUUUUUUUUUGCCAAGUUUAUUAAACCAAUUAGUUAGUUUGUUAACAGUUCUUAUAUAUUCAUUCAAAGUCAUUGCAAUUACUGCAACAACAAUGAUAAUAAGGACAACUAUUACUACUAAUAAUAACGACAAUGAUGAAUAAUUAAAUAAACCGAGUAGUUGAUCUGGUUGA
Glycine soja is the source of this 1104-nucleotide messenger RNA. RefSeq lists its product as uncharacterized. Lineage: Eukaryota; Viridiplantae; Streptophyta; Magnoliopsida; Fabales; Fabaceae. The record is from RefSeq and is a predicted model, not a curated record. Gene Ontology annotation, molecular function: fatty acyl-CoA hydrolase activity. The transcript is spliced from 4 exons. Bases 395 to 871 code for a protein of 158 amino acids.